This is a messenger RNA of Phascolarctos cinereus (koala), 5938 nucleotides long. Lineage: Eukaryota; Metazoa; Chordata; Mammalia; Diprotodontia; Phascolarctidae. The record is from RefSeq and is a predicted model, not a curated record.
GCCCCUGCCAUCCUGCGCGUUUUUGCAGUCACCUCGAUUCCGCUCCUUCCUCAGCCGCCGCCGGGGCCUGGGCCGCGGACUCAGAGUCCGGGGUGAGUCGGGGCGGACGGAGUGGCCCUCAUUUCCGGGCUUCAGGGAGGGGGCGGGGGGACGGGGCUCGGCCCCCUCCCCUGCGAGUGCGCAGUCCGAGCCUGCAGGUCCCGCCCCCUCGGCGAGCGUGCGCGCUCAUUGGUCAGCGCCUUCUUUCCCUACGCCCCCCUCUGCGUCCUUGCGGCGCUCCACGCCUUCCGGGGCUGCGUGGGGCCCUGCCUUACUUCCCUGAGGCGCGCUUCCCUUAGUGCGGCAUUCAAGGCCGGAGCAUCCUGGGCAAAGGGGUGAAGGCGGGACAGGCAAGGUCUCCUUGAGGCGGGGCAGGGCCAGGAGAAAGAUGCCUUCUGCCCCUCCUCCUCCACCACCUGACCCAGGCCGAGUGACCCCACUCCAGCCCCCCCCCGCAGCGCCACUCCCACUUACGUGGUACCCUCCCCGCCCCUUGGGAAGGCGGCGAUGACGUCAGCGACACGUGCCACCCACCCAACCCCUUGAGCCCUUGUAGCAGGACUGCCAGGAGGGGCGUCUGGUCAGGGCCAGUCUGCACGGUCCGGCACCAGGCCCUCCCUCUAUCCUCGUCCUCUGUGGCCUCUGCAGCCUUGGACCCUGGGUCACUUCUUCCUCCCCAUACUUCUUUCUCCGGGUUCUCUUCUGCCUUUGACCACCAGAUCCUCCUCUGUCUCCAUCCUCCAGACCACGCCGCCUCACCCUGGGGUCCCUCAGGGCCCAUUGCUCUUCUCCCUCUGUCCUACUUCCCCCGGUGGCCCAUCAGCUCCCACGGGCUUAAUGACCAUCCCUGGCUGGUGACCCCCAGAUUUCCCCAUCCUGGCCCGGCCUCACUGCUGACCUCUGUCUGGCGUCUAUGGGUACCCACUGCACGUGCUAAACUGGACAGGUCCAGAGCAGACCUCGUAGUCUUUCCACGGACCUUCCAAAUCCCGUGCUCUCAUCCCCCGGGCUCCCAGAAGCAGGUCUUCCUGGGUGGCUCACUCCUGUCCAUUUUGCCUUUGCUAAUCCUCCAGCGUGCCCCCGUCUCCCCUCUGAUGCCGCCACCUCCCCUUCCCAGGUGCAGGGCCUCGUCCCCUCAUGCCUGGCCUAGGGCCCUAGCUGCCCAUCCCCCUCCAUUGCGCACCCUGUCCAGCCUGGUCACCCACACACACGUACAGUUAGGCUCUGUGUGGCAUUCAAAGCCCCUAUUAACAUGCCCUCUCUUGCCUUUCCAGUCUUCCAUUGAGUGACCCCGGGCUCUAGGCUGUUACGUGAGCAAGACCCUCCAUCCCUGGGCUCUGGGCACGAUUUCUGGCUGUCCCCGUGCCUAGAACAUUUUCCUUCCUGCACUCGACUGCUGACUUUCCACAGGGGGCCUUCCCUCUGUUCGUUAUGUCCUAAUUAUGCUGUACAUAGCCUGCUUUGGAUGUUGCUGCCUUGUGUACUGUGUACAGGUUGGCCUUCGAAGGACUGUACUUUUCCCAAAGUAAAGGGAGGCUUGAGGACAGAAUGGCCUCGGGGCCCCUGACAGCCUGGGCCCAGCAGGGGUCAGUGACCUUCCAGGACGUGGCCGUGGACUUCUCCUGGGAGGAGUGGGGGCACCUGGGCCCCACCCAGAAGGAACUGUACCGGGAGGUGAUGCUGGAGAACUACGGGAACCUGGUGUGCCUAGGGCUUGCUGUUUCCAGUCCAGAUGUCGUCUGCCAGCUGGAGAGAGGGGAAGGACCUUGGAUGCCCGAGGGAGACGCGCCAGGGAGCAGCCGUGCAGGAUCUUCAAAACAUGACAAAACUCCUUACAGGCCCUCUCAUAAGAUUCCCUCUGUGAGCCCUGAUGUUGAUGGGAUUCUGAAGGGGCAUGCGUAUCAUCUCUCCAUAUUGGAAUUUUGGGAAACUAGACUUGAAACUAAGGAGUCAGCUUCACAUCUGAGACCUCUGACGCAAGAACCAUCCCAGGAAAGACUUGAAAGAGAUAAUCCCUGUGCUUUCAGUUGGGGAGAAGCCUGGAAAUGUGGUACUCAUUUAGAGAGGCAGCAGGACAGUGAGAAGAGUGUCCCUAAAUACGAUAUAUAUAGAGAGAGCAAGUAUAAUGAAUGUGGGAAAUCCUUUAAUUAUAUAUCAGACCUCAUGGAGUAUGAGCCAGUUCAUGUUGGAAAGAAAUGUUAUGAAUAUGAGGAAUAUGGGAAGGCCUUCUCCAGGAACUCACAGUUUAUUGAACAUAAGAAAGUUCAUACUGGAGAGAAGCUUUGCAGAUGUAAAAUCUGUGGGAAGGCCUUCUGCCAGUGCUCAAAGCUUGAUCGACAUCAGAUGAUUCAUACUAGAGAAAAAGCUUACGUACGCAGUGACUAUGAGAAAGGCUUACACCAGAGAGCAGCCCUUAUUCAGCAUCAAACUAUUCAUUCUGGAAAGAAACCUUAUGAAUACAAUGACUCUGGGAAAAUCUUCAGCUCAAGAUUUAUAGGACAUCAACGAAUUCAUACUGGAGAGAAGCCUUAUGAAUGUAUUGACUGUGGAAAGACUUUCCAUCAUAGAACAGGACUUACUGAACAUCAGAGAAUUCAUAGUGGGGAGAGAGCUUAUGAAUGUUAUGAAUGUGGGAAAGCCUUCUGCCAGAAACCAGGACUUAUUCAGCAUCAGAGAAUUCAUACUGGAGAGAAACCUUAUGAGUGUAAGGAAUGUGGAAAGGCCUUCUGUAGGAAUUCACAGCUUACUGAACAUAAGAGAAUCCAUACUGGAGAGAAACCUUAUGAAUGCAGUGAAUGUGGAAAGGUCUUCCGACAGCGCUCAAAGCUUACUAGACAUCAGAUAAUUCAUACCAGAGAGAAAAUUUACAUAUGUUGUGACUGUGGGAAAGCCUUCCACCAAAGCUCAGCACUUAUUCAGCAUCAGACAAUUCAUACUGGAGAAAAACCUUAUGAAUGUCAGGAAUGUGGGAAAGCCUUUAGCCUGAGCACACGAUUAUUUAUACAUCAGCGAAUUCAUACUGGAGAGAAACCUUAUGAAUGUAUGAACUGUGGGAAGGCCUUCCAUCAUAGAACAGGACUUACUGAACAUCAGAGAAUUCAUACUGGAGAGAGAGCUUAUGAAUGUUACGAAUGUGGGAAAGCCUUCUGUCAGAGAGCAGGACUUACUCAGCAUCAGAGAAUUCAUACCAGAGAGAAACCUCAUGAAUGUAAGGAAUGUGGGAAGACUUUUUGCCAGAGAAUAGGACUUACUCAACAUGAGAGAAUUCAUACUGGAGAGAAACCUUAUGAAUGUAAUGAAUGUGGGAAGGCCUUCCGAGUGAGAACACAGCUUACUCAACAUCAGAUUAUUCAUACUGGAGAGAAACCUUAUGAAUGUAAUGAAUGUGGGAAGACUUUCUGUCAGAGCUCACAGCUUACUAGACAUCAGAUAAUUCAUACUGGAGAGAAACCAUAUGAAUGCAAUGAAUGUGGGAAGGCCUUCCGCCGAAGUGCUGGGCUUAGUCGACACCAGACAAUUCAUACUGGAGAAAAGCCUUUUGAAUGUAAAGAAUGUGGGAAGGCCUUUAGGCUUAGCACAGCACUUACAGAACAUCAGAGAAUUCACACUGGAGAGAAACCUUUUGAAUGUAACGAAUGUGGAAAAGCCUUCCGUCUAAGCAUAGGACUUACUGAGCAUCAGAGAAAUCAUACGGGAGAGAAACCAUAUGAAUGCAUUGAGUGUGGGAAAGCCUUUAGCCAGAGUACACAGCUUAAUCGGCAUCAGAGAAUUCAUACUGGAGAGAAACCAUAUGAAUGCAAUGAAUGUGGGAAGGCCUUUGGCCAAAGGUCACAUCUUACUCAACAUCAGACAGUUCAUACUGGAGAGAAGCCUUAUGAAUGUAACGAAUGUGGAAAAGCUUUUAGUCGAAGUACAGGGCUUACUGGACAUUUGAGAAUUCAUACUGGAGAGAAACCCUAUGAGUGCGAUGAAUGUGGGAAGACCUUCCGCCUAAAGACAGGACUUGCAGAACACCAGAGAAUUCACACUGGAGAGAAACCUUAUCAGUGUAAUGAAUGUGGAAAUAACUUUCGCCUGAGCAAACAGCUUACUCAGCAUUACAGAAUUCAAACUGGGGAGACACCUUAUGAAGAGAGAAACAGCUCGGCCCUUAACCCUCUAAAGUCAUCUUUGAGGGGGACAAUUUGUGGAGAAAGCCACCACUGGGUAGGUAAGCCCGGGAGACCCAGGAGUAUCAGUGCCUCCCAGACCACCUGUCCUGCUUCCAGCCUGCCCCCAUAGCCGUUGUCCAGGUGGCCAACCUCUGCAGAGGAGACCUACCAUCCCCCAAAAGUACUAACUGCCACCCACAGGGCAGACAAGCUAGUCUGGAACAGCAAAAAUGUCCUUUGGAAGAGUAUGUGCUGUGUGGGUCAAGCCACUGCCACCAUUUUGACCAGACACAAGUGAAGACUGCCCAGAACCAGCUUGGUCAGACACGGAGAGGCCAAGGUCAUCCUUGCCAUCCUGAGCCAUCACCAGGCGUCCUGACUUUUGUCCUGCCACUGGACUCCAGUGACUAGAAGAGAGUGCGGCCGAUGAUUUUGUGUAAUCCUGUGUCACUUAAAUCCAAUUCACAUGAGUCAAGACAUCACCGUGUGAUGUCAUUGAUCCUCUUCAAAAACAAAAGACAGACAACAAUUCCACUAUUUUACUCUUUCAUUGCUUAUUGUUUUACUGUGCUGCUGUGUUACCUACCUUGAAUUCCUGUGACAGCCAGCUGUGAUGAAGCAGCAAAUGUGAAUACACAGACAGCUGUAGUCACACCCUCCAUGUGCACAGGUGGCUGGGCCAUCGGGCCAUCUUCUCAUCGGACUGAAGCCUUGGUGGAAUUCAGAAGCCCCCUGGGUGUCUGAGCAGCAUUCUUAAGAACCACGCUGUUCACUCCUGGUGUGAGAAAAGGGCUAGAGAAGAUUGAUCACUCUACCUAACCCCAGCCUGCUGCCUGCAGCAAGUGGGGCUUCCAUCCAGACAGCCUUCUGCACAUGUAUCGAUAUGAUCAGCCACAGUCGGACACACUGGGCAUGAGCCCAGACAUUGAGAUGUCGUUCUGGUCCUCUUCGAGCAUGAAGGACGAACAAGUAUCUGAGGUCAGAUUUGAACUCAUGAAGAUAAACCUUCUGACUUCAGCCCUGGCACUUUAUCCACUGCACCCCCUAGCUGCCCAAGUCUCCUGAACUAAUGCUGUCCUACAAUAUUUUCCACACAUUAAGGAACAUUCUUGUAUUUAUUGCUAUUUCAUGACUGUUCAUCUUGUCUCUCCGACCAGACUGUAAACUCCUUAACCCCAAAGACUACAUCAUGUUCCUUCUGCGGGCCCUAACAUAAUAUAGUAGGCUCUCAAGACAUUCUCUAUUAAUUUGGGGGGAAAUUGUGCUGCUGUGAAUAUUUUUAUAUUUUCUUUUCUAUUUUUAAUAACUUACUCAGAGGUAUAAACUCAGUAGUCAGGUUGCUGAGUCAGAAUGUAUGAACAGUUUUAUAAUUUGUCUUUCAUGAUUCCAAAUUGUUUCCCAAAAUAUUUGCAACAGCUCAGAACUCUGCCAGCAGUGAAAUACUGUUUUCCCAUCUCCCAACUUUUUCAUCUUUCAUCAUAUGUUGAUUUCAGGGCCACUUUAAUUUAUCAGUUAUUUUCAGCACAUAUUGUUUUCCCAUCUCCCAACUUUUUCAUCUUUCAUCAUAUGUUGAUUUCAGGGCCACUUUAAUUUAUCAGUUAUUUUCAGCACAUAUUUAAGUGGUAGUUGGUAAUUUGCGUUCCUUUUGGAGAGGGGACAGAAACAAUGGGGAAUCUUGCAAUUUUGUGUCAGGUUUUUAUAGGAAAGAUUUUACAAAAAGAUUUUCCUCUUAAUUUAUGUCUUUUCAU